AUGUCUAAAAGCUCUAAAGUUCCGUUUCCUCUGACUCUGAGAUUCAAGCCCAUGUUACAGAGAGGAAUUGAGCUGAUCUCUCUGGACGCUUCCUGGGUCAGUUCAGCGUCAUGGUAUUUUCUUAAUGUGUUUGGGCUCAGAAGCAUGUACACACUCAUCCUCGGACAAGACAAUGCUGCGGAUCAGUCGAGAAUUAUGCAGGAUCAAAUGACAGGGGCGGCGAUGGCGAUGCCCCCUGAUCCUAAUAAAGCAUUUAAGAGCGAGUGGGAAGCCUUGGAGAUUGUGGAGCACAAAUGGGCCCUGGAGAACGUAGAGGAGGAACUCGUGCGUCAGGAUCUGAACUUCAGAGGACUCUUUAGCUAAGAACUACAGUACAAAACAACCCUGUUCUGA
Molecule: messenger RNA, 393 nt
Organism: Sinocyclocheilus grahami
Lineage: Eukaryota; Metazoa; Chordata; Actinopteri; Cypriniformes; Cyprinidae
Product: ER membrane protein complex subunit 3-like
Exons: 5
Coding region: 1-363 (120 amino acids)
Biological process (GO): protein folding in endoplasmic reticulum
Cellular component (GO): EMC complex; membrane
Source: RefSeq, a predicted model, not a curated record